AUGUCCCCGUUUCUACGUGACGUAAUUGUUUCGCGAUCGUUUGAUUUGUUUUUUUUUUUUUUUUUGAUUCUCGGGCGCAGCGCCGCGGAUGCGACGGUUGUCUGGACACAGUGAUAAAAUCGUUAUUGCAGGUGUUCAACCCGAACGUGGAAGCCGGUCCCGGUCGGAUCGUCAGCCGGCACCCGUACGACGACGGCAUCAUGCCCGACUAUCCGGCCGGACAAGUGGCGGCCAGGAACCGAAUGCGCGCGGACGACGACGACGGCGUGCCGACGGCAGACUACGUGGAAGACGACGGCGUCGACGACCGUGCCGACGCCGCGCCGGAAAAGUCUGCGGCCCGGCCCCGGGGCGGCGCGCGCGACUCUUCCGCGGAGCUGGCGGCUGACGGCCCCGGUCCCGUGGUCGGCGGCAUCCAGCCGCUGACGGAUUUCAUCGUGAGCCUGCUCGAAACGGUUCAGUUGACGUCCCGGGCGACGCUCAAAAAGUCCCGGAACAAACUGCAGGCCGCGGCGCGGGCCGGCGCGCCCGUCGAGCCGUUGGCCAGGGCGACAACCGGCCCAAAGGCGGACAAAUUCUGA
Molecule: messenger RNA, 581 nt
Organism: Cinara cedri
Lineage: Eukaryota; Metazoa; Arthropoda; Insecta; Hemiptera; Aphididae
Source: the annotation of a GenBank genome assembly